Molecule: messenger RNA, 1470 nt
Organism: Papaver somniferum (opium poppy)
Lineage: Eukaryota; Viridiplantae; Streptophyta; Magnoliopsida; Ranunculales; Papaveraceae
Exons: 3
Coding region: 1-1470 (489 amino acids)
Molecular function (GO): nucleic acid binding; zinc ion binding
Source: RefSeq, a predicted model, not a curated record
AUGGCAGAUAAAUCAUUCACCUUAGAUGACAUUGAAAAACUCCUUGACACCAAGAUUGGAACCAAAUUUGAUGAACUUCAAACUUCCAUUACUUCUUUAGAAACCAGACUUGAAACUAAGAUUGAUUCAAAUACAAGCUCGCUGAAAACAAAGCUUAAUUUGCAUGGAGAGUGUAUCGACAUAAUAUGGAAACAUGUUAGUCUUGGUGAUUUGGAGAUGCCUAAGUUAACUGAUGAUGCAGAAGAAGAAAAGAAAACUGAAGAAAAGGAAGAUGAUGGAACAAAGAAAGUUAAAGAGAAUUCUUUUACUCAGAAUACUUAUAUUCCUGGCAUUAUUUCUCAUAUCCUUCAACACAAAGAACAGAUAGAGGGUUUCCUUAACACUCCAAAAAAACCAAUUAAUGUGUCUAUCAACUUUGAUGAAGAUGAAAAAUUCGAGGACACAGAAGAACAAAAAUUGAAGGAUUGCUGGACUGGUUUUGUCGAAUCUUUUUUCAAAUUCAUGGAAGUUCCUGACUCUUCUAAGGUAAAACUAGUUGCUUAUAAACUGAAAGGUGGAGCUGCAGCUUGGUGGGAAACACUAUGUGAAGAUCGAGAUAAAUAUGACAAACCACCUAAACGUACUUGGAAAAGAAUGAGAGAAUUAUUACGAGCCAAAUUUUUACCAAAGGAUUAUAAGCAGCAACUGUUUAUCAAGCUUAAAAACUGUCAACAAGGAGCUAAAUUGGUUGAAGAAUACGUAGUUGUGUUCUAUGGUUUAGUUGCUCGUAACCAAUUGAAGGAAACUGAAGAAAAAUUUGUUGCACGCUUUAUAGAUGCCUUGAACAAUUUAAUUCAACAAGGGAUGACACAAUCAGCUUUUACUAUGGUUGAAUUUCGAGGAGAUAAGUGUAACAAGUGCAACCAGACUGGUCAUACUUCUAGUGAUUGUCGAAAGUUUCAUGUCUACAUUAAUGAAAUUCAAGAAGAAACACAAGUAGAAGAAGAAUUAGGGGAUGAUGAGUUUAAUUAUUUGCAAGAACAUGAGACUUAUGAUGCAGAUUUUCUUGGAGCAAUUCGCCCAGUUUUAAUCAUUGAACCAUGUCCUACUCAAAGACAUAGUAUUUUCAAAUCUCAUUGUCUCAUUGAAAAGAAACUUUGCAAUAUGAUCAUUGACAGUGGAAGUACAGAAAAUUACGUUUCUGCACAAUUGGUUGAAAAACUUGGUUUACCUGUUAUUACUCAUCCAAAUCCAUACUCAGUUGGUUGGAUAAACAUUUCUUCAGCUCAACAGAUCACUCAUCAGUGUUUCCUCAAGUUUUCUUUUCCGGGAUAUGAGGAUUAUGCCUUAUGUGAUGUUAUUAAUAUGACUGCAGCAAGCUUACUGUUGGGAAGACCAUGGAAAUAUGAUAUUAGUGUUGUUCAUAAUUGUUAUGACAACACUUAUACCUUUGUUCAUGAAGGUUUUACUAAAGUUUUAUGGCCCUUAUAA